AUCUAGGAUUUUUAGAGGCUUUUGAAAGACGUAUUUCUCACUCACUGUUAAACUUAAAUGGGUGGACCCGUUUUGAGUCUAUACCGACCCCACUAAAACCCUGCCCCAACGUCUACCAAAACCCUACACGAAGAGGUUUUCGCUCCUCCCACCUCUGACCACCUUGGGCUCUAAUUGGAGCUCCAGGGACUGUACGGACAUGGAGAAACCUCUGGUGGCACUUGAUAAAGGCACCACCUGCUCUUCGUGGAACUACUCCAGCCGGAGAUUGGCCACUGGCUCAGUCGACGGAACCCUCGCCAUCUUCGACACGCGCGACUCAGCUUCUUCCUCUUUCUCCUGCACUUCAAAAUCGAAGGUGCAUGAGGCUGCUGGCAUUGUGAAAAUUGUUUGGGUUCCUCCAGAGUAUGGUGAUGCAGUGGCAUGUGUUUGCGCAGAUGGAACUUUGUCUCUGUGGGAGGAGGCUGCUGAAGAUGCACAACCUAUUCAAUGGAAGCUCUGCACAAGCUUUAAAAGUGGUUCCGCUCAACUGCUAGAUACCCAAUUUGGAGUCUCACCGUCAGGUUUAAAAAUGGUUACUGCAUAUUCUGAUGGCCAUGUCAAGGUCUCUGAGUUACUAGAUCCCUUGGAUCUGAAGAAUUGGCAACUUCAGGCUGAAUUUCAGAAUGUUAUUGAUUCAGUGUCUACGUUUGGGAAAGCCAUGUGCUUAUCUGCAUCUAUAUCUUGGAAUCCACAAAGAGGAGAGAGCCAGGAAUCCAGCUUUGUUUUGGGUUUCAAUUCAGACACACCACAACUUAAUUCUUCCAAGGUAUGGGAAUUUGAUCAGGCUCAUCAAAGAUGGCUCCCAGUUGCAGAGUUGGCUUCGCCUGGUGACAAUGUUGAUCAGGUCUAUACUGUUGCAUGGGCACCAAACAUUGGCAGGCCCUAUGAGGUAAUUGCUGUUGCCACUCACAAGGGAAUAGCAAUAUGGCAUCUUGGAUUAAACCCCGACUCAGAUGGAAGGCUCUCAUUGGAGAAGAUUGCACAACUUUCGGGUCACAACGGCGAGGUCUGGCAGAUGGAAUGGGACAUGAGUGGGAUGACAUUGGCGACUACCGGGAAUGAUGGGGCAGUACGGUUGUGGCAGUCUAAUUUGAACUGUGUUUGGCAUGAAGAGGCUACAUUUGAACCCACUUCCUAGUCCCUUGCGACCUCUGUUGCUACAUGUUAAAA
This is a messenger RNA of Prunus avium (sweet cherry), 1212 nucleotides long. The record is from RefSeq and is a predicted model, not a curated record. NCBI's taxonomy places the organism in Eukaryota, Viridiplantae, Streptophyta, Magnoliopsida, Rosales, Rosaceae.